CUGCCCCGGCGCUAGCGGCCCCAGUGGCAUGAGGAGGUCACCGGACGUCAGCCCCCGGAGACUGUCGGACAUCAGCCCCCAGCUCCGGCAGCUGAAGUACUUGGUGGUGGACGAGGCGAUCAAGGAGGACCUGAAAUGGUCGCGCUCGGUGGAGGACCUCACCAGCGGGCCCGUGGGGCUCACGUCCAUCGAGGAGCGGAUUCUGCGCAUCACCGGCUACUAUGGCUACCAGCCCUGGGCCGCAAGCUACAAAAGGGAGGAGCGCCCCCAGGAGCCCCCGGGCCCGACGGAGGCCCCAGCAUCGGUGGGAUCGGAUGCUGGCGGGAGGACCAGCCGCCGGCGCUGGACCUGCUCACGGGGGCAGCUGCAGAAGACCUUCUGGGGCGUGGCCGUGGUGUUGUGCGUCUGCGCCUCCUGGGCUGGUGCCGCACAGCUUGCCAAACUCACCUUCCGUACCUUCGACGCUCCCUUCACCCUUACCUGGUUCGCCACCAACUGGAACUUUCUGUUCUUCCCCUUGUACUACGCGGGCCACGUGUGCAAGUCCACGGAGAAGCAGUCUGUGAAGCAGAGGUACAGGGAAUGCUGUCGAUUUUUUGGAGACAAUGGCUUGACUUUGAAGGUGUUUUUUACCAAGGCAGCACCUUUCGGUGUUCUUUGGACACUCACAAACUACCUGUACUUACAUGCAAUAAAGAAAAUAAACACUACGGAUGUCUCCGUGUUGUUCUGCUGCAACAAAGCUUUUGUGUUCUUGCUCUCAUGGAUCGUUCUCAGGGACAGGUUCAUGGGAGUGAGGAUCGUGGCUGCCAUCCUCGCCAUCGCCGGCAUCGUGAUGAUGACCUACGCCGAUGGCUUCCACAGCCACUCCGUCAUUGGCAUCGCUCUGGUGGUGGGCUCUGCGUCCAUGUCGGCUCUCUACAAGGUUCUCUUCAAGCUCCUGCUGGGCAGCGCGAAGUUUGGAGAAGCUGCCUUAUUCCUGUCCAUCCUGGGUGUGUUCAACAUCCUCUUUAUCACCUGCAUCCCUGUCAUCCUCUACUUCACCAAAGUGGAAUACUGGAGCUCCUUCGAUGACAUUCCAUGGGGAAACCUUUGUGGAUUUUCCAUCCUCUUAUUGACAUUCAAUAUUGUAUUAAAUUUUGGAAUUGCUGUUACAUACCCCACGCUGAUGUCUCUCGGAAUCGUCCUCAGUGUCCCUGUGAACGCAGUGGUGGAUCACUACACCAGUCAGAUAGUCUUCAACGGGGUUCGGGUCAUCGCCAUCAUCAUCAUCGGCCUGGGCUUCCUCCUCCUGCUCCUGCCAGAGGAGUGGGACGUCUGGUUGGUCAAGCUGCUCACCCGCCUCAAAGUGAGGAAGAAGGAGGAGACAGCUGAAGGUGGGGCAGACCCGGGCUCGGGACCCCAGAACAGGAGCAGGAGAGCCCGCCCUUCCUUCGCACGCUAGGGCCACUCCUCUGGGACCGUGGGGACGUCCCGGCGGUACUGAUUUGGUCUCUUCUGUUGGGAGGAGACUUGGGGGGGCAAGGUGUACAUACCUGUACAGUUUUGGUAACCUGCGGUAAGUUCUAUGGUAUUUAUUGGCAUGUCCAACUUGCUUGCACUUUUCCACAUCAGACCUUCCACUUAAGGGAACCAAUUCAAUAUGGCAGAGAAAAGAACCUCUUAGUGCUCUUUCAAUGAAUGUAAAGUAGGUUAAAAUGAGCCGUAUUGACUGCUUCGGAAGACAGGCGUGUUUUGAAUCUUAGCAACUGAAAAUGACAUUGUACACUGUGAUUAUUUUUCAGCUAUAAUAGGUCAUAUUUUGUUUUAUAUCAGAGCUGUACUUUUAAUUUUAAGGAAUUUCAAUGAACCAAAAGAUGACUGUCAGUUCAUUCGGAUGGAUGGAUGGGUGGGUGGGUGAGAAGAGAAUAAACAGGAAAGGAUAAUGGACAUGAACACCAUCGCAGAACAGGCCUGCAUGUCACAGGGAAGAAGGAAGUCCAACCCCAGCCGGCCUGCACUCUUGUGUCUUCGCAAGAUCACACAGGAGAAUUUAUAGUGCCUUCUACAGAAUUUUCGUCUUUACCUAUGUGAAGCGAGGUGACAUUCUAAGUCACUGGCGUCGUCUUACAAUUUAGAUGUAGAAAUCUUUAGAAACAAAUAAACCUAUGUGUGUGUGUGUGUGUGUGCGUGUGUGCGUGUGUGCGUGUGUGUGUGUGUGUGUACAAAAAUAACAAAGCUGGUGACCAGUGUAUUGGGGACGUGGUGGAAGGUGUACGAUAUGCAGAGAUGGAAGAUGUGCUGGAAUGGAGUUGCUAACGGCUUUUACUUCAAGACCAAGACUGAAAAAUUAUUUACUGAAUCUGUAAACCUUUUUAUGAAACUUUUAAGCACCAGGCUGUUUCCUUACACAAUUUAGGUCAGCCAGAAAAUUCUAUCUGUGAUAGAUAUGUAAAGAGGGACCUGGGGUUAGAGUUUACUAUUUUUGAAGUUUACAUUGUUACAUAUGAAAUGGAAACAUUAUUUUGAAAUGUUGUCAUAACCCAAUGGUGCAUUCUGUAACCAUGGAGUCUUUCGUUUCCUGGGGGACAGGGGCAUUCAUGACCUGAACUUUUUAGCAAAUUAUUAUUCUCAGUUUCCAUUACCUGUUUGGCCAAACAGGAUAAUAAAAUAUUUGAAAAAGAAGUGUUGAGUGUGGUCUUGGUGGCCAUUUUGUCACUUUCUACUGUGAGGGUCCUGUAAGGCUCCCUCCAGGCAGGUAAGCCCACCUUGCUGCUUCGAGGGAUGGUAACUCUCACUGUAACACAGACCUAACUUGUGAGACAGUGCCAUGUAGAAGUGUCCUCAGGUGUUAUGACACUGUUGAUGGCCCUCUUGCUUCACUGUUUCCCCUUGCCCCUCCCCUAGCCAUCUCUGCUCGGCUCCACAGAUCUCCUGCCUCUUUUCCUCUUCAGAGGCUUCCUCGUCAGACUCACACUGGCCACGAAUUCCCCCUCAACAUGCUACCCCUUGCUUCCAACACACGUAUCCCAUCAUUCUUGCCAUUUUUUGAACUGUUUCUAGAAAUCCUCUUUCAUGAAUGUCUUUGCUUGUGCUCUGAUGGCUGCCUCAACAUCCUGAAUGGAUCCAAAACAUUUGCCUUUCAUGGUCAUUGACUUUAAGGAAGAGCCAGAAGCUGCCCAGUGCCAAAUCCUUGGAUACAGGCCAUGAGGACAUACCAUAAUGAUUUUACAAGCUGGCCUUUCCAUCAGAUGGCACUCAGUGGCAGCAUUUAGAGUUCUUUUUGAAUCAUAAUUUGUAAGACACUCACAGAAGACUUCCAGAACUGCUUCAGAAUGUGACAUGAACAAUCAGAGAAGUUUGUCAAAGUGAGAAGUGUUUUGAGGGUAAUUAAUAGCCAUGUGUCUUUUACUGUAAUAAGAAGUCAAGUAUUUACCAUGUUUUUAACCACCCCGUGUAUUUCCUC
This is a messenger RNA of Fukomys damarensis (Damara mole-rat), 3445 nucleotides long. RefSeq names its product solute carrier family 35 member F3 (gene Slc35f3). The record is from RefSeq and is a predicted model, not a curated record. Gene Ontology annotation, molecular function: transmembrane transporter activity. Gene Ontology annotation, biological process: thiamine transport; transmembrane transport. Gene Ontology annotation, cellular component: membrane. Lineage: Eukaryota; Metazoa; Chordata; Mammalia; Rodentia; Bathyergidae. Bases 29 to 1444 code for a protein of 471 amino acids. The transcript has 7 exons.